Carica papaya (papaya) is the source of this 912-nucleotide messenger RNA. NCBI's taxonomy places the organism in Eukaryota, Viridiplantae, Streptophyta, Magnoliopsida, Brassicales, Caricaceae. The record is from RefSeq and is a predicted model, not a curated record.
AUGGAUUAUGUUUGGUUUCCUUUUUUCCUCCUUGCUUUCAUACUCAUCAUCUUGUUAACGAGACCACAAAAGAAGAAGGUACCACCAGGCCCUUCUAAGCUUCCCAUAAUAGGAAAUUUACCCCAAUUAGGUGACUUGCCUCACCGAUCUCUAUGUGAUUUCUCCUUCAAAUAUGGGUCUCUUAUGUUUAUCAAAAUCGGUUUUCUAUCUACCUUUGUAGUCUCUUUUGCUGAAACUGCAAAAGAGAUUUUUAAGACCUAUGAUCUUCAUACUUAUUCAAAUUACUGGAGAGAGUUAAAGAAAUUAGUUGUUUGCGAGAUUUUUAGUAUCAAGAGAAUACAGUCAUUUCAAUUCAUUUGGGAAGAUGAAGUUAGUCUUCUUUUGGAUGUCAUCUCCCAAGCAGCAUCUUCUUCGAACCCAAUCAAUCUCACACAUCAAAUAUUUACUUACAAUGCUAGCAUAAUAUUCAGGAUGGCUCUAGGCUAUAACUUUCGUGGUAGUGAUCAUGACAAAAGUAGUUUUCAUCGUUUGCUUCACAAUAUUUCUAGCUUGUUGGGUGAAUUCAGUGCAGAAGAUUAUCUACCAAACUUGGGUUGGAUCAUUGAUAGAGUUAACAGCCACCAUGAAAAGCUUGAAAGAGUCUUUCAUGAACUAGACACCAUCUUCCAAAAUGCCAUUUAUGGACAUCUUCAUCUAGAGAGGAACGACCAACAAAAUAAGGACAUUAUCGAUGUGAUGAUGGAAUUAGAUAAGGAUAAUCAAUAUCACUCAAAUAAAUCAUCCCUUCAAAGUGAUAAUAUAAAAGGAUUACUCAUGAACAUCUUCUUUGGUGGAAUUGACACUAGUGCAAAUACUGUGAUGUGGGCAAUGACAGAGCUUAUUCGCAACCCAAGGGUAAUGAAGAUUGCAUAA